This is a messenger RNA of Molossus molossus (Pallas's mastiff bat), 3365 nucleotides long. It is a transcript of the gene RMND5A, whose product is annotated as required for meiotic nuclear division 5 homolog A. Lineage: Eukaryota; Metazoa; Chordata; Mammalia; Chiroptera; Molossidae. Gene Ontology annotation, biological process: proteasome-mediated ubiquitin-dependent protein catabolic process. Bases 55 to 1230 code for a protein of 391 amino acids. The transcript is spliced from 9 exons. Gene Ontology annotation, cellular component: GID complex; cytoplasm; nucleus. The record is from RefSeq and is a predicted model, not a curated record. Gene Ontology annotation, molecular function: protein binding; ubiquitin protein ligase activity.
AACGGCUGCGGACACCCGGGCGCCGGAGAGCCGAGCGCCGCCGCCACCUACGAGAUGGAUCAGUGUGUGACGGUGGAGCGCGAGCUGGAGAAGGUGCUGCACAAGUUCUCGGGCUACGGGCAGCUGUGCGAGCGCGGCCUGGAGGAGCUCAUCGACUACACGGGCGGCCUCAAGCACGAGAUCCUGCAGAGCCACGGCCAAGACACUGAAUUGUCAGGGACACUUUCACUUGUCUUGACACAGUGCUGUAAAAGAAUAAAGGAUACUGUUCAAAAAUUGGCCUCAGACCACAAAGACAUCCACAGCAGUGUUUCUCGGGUUGGAAAAGCCAUUGAUAAGAAUUUUGAUUCUGACAUUAGCAGUGUGGGAAUAGAUGGCUGCUGGCAGGCAGACAGCCAAAGACUUCUCAAUGAGGUGAUGGUGGAACACUUCUUUCGACAAGGAAUGCUGGAUGUGGCUGAGGAGCUCUGCCAGGAAUCUGGUCUUUCUGUAGACCCCAGUCAGAAAGAACCAUUUGUGGAGUUAAAUAGAAUAUUAGAAGCAUUAAAAGUCAGAGUUCUGAGACCUGCUCUGGAGUGGGCGGUAUCAAACCGAGAAAUGCUUAUUGCCCAAAACAGCUCCUUGGAAUUUAAGCUACAUAGACUGUAUUUUAUUAGCUUGUUAAUGGGUGGAACUACAAAUCAGCGAGAGGCAUUGCAAUAUGCUAAAAAUUUUCAGCCGUUUGCCCUAAAUCAUCAAAAAGACAUUCAGGUUUUGAUGGGAAGCCUCGUAUACUUGAGACAAGGGAUUGAGAACUCACCAUACGUUCACCUGCUUGAUGCAAACCAGUGGGCUGACAUCUGUGACAUCUUUACACGGGAUGCUUGUGCCCUCCUGGGGCUGUCCGUGGAGUCCCCUCUCAGCGUCAGUUUCUCAGCAGGUUGCGUGGCGCUGCCUGCUCUAAUUAAUAUUAAAGCUGUGAUUGAACAGAGGCAGUGCACUGGAGUUUGGAACCAGAAAGAUGAAUUACCCAUUGAAGUGGACCUUGGUAAAAAGUGCUGGUAUCACUCUAUAUUUGCCUGUCCCAUUCUUCGUCAGCAAACAACAGAUAACAAUCCACCCAUGAAAUUGGUCUGUGGUCAUAUCAUAUCAAGAGAUGCCCUGAAUAAAAUGUUUAACGGUAGCAAAUUAAAAUGUCCAUAUUGUCCAAUGGAACAAAGUCCAGGAGAUGCCAAACAGAUAUUUUUCUGAAGAAAUAAUUUUAAUUUGCAAUUUGUAAGUGAAACUGAAUUGUGGAUGCGUUUCAGAAGAGAAUGUUCCAUUUAAUGCAGCUAACCAAGGACUCCCGUGUUUAUAUAAGCUAAUGCUCUGAAAACUUUGCCAACAUUUUAGUGCACACACUGAGGGAGUGUUCCAGAUGAAUAUUACCAUAGGGCUUUAUUAUAUUCUUGGUCUUUAUUUCUGAUCAAGUAAAUACACCAGCAGUUGUCAUUCAAUGCAGGUUUUUGUACUUAAUUAUAUGGUGAUUUUUUUACUUUUUAAGAGCAGAAACAGAAAUUGACCUCCCGCCAUGUGAUUAGUAUUUCUCCUGCUUUUACUUUUGUCAUUUUCUUGAUAACUGUAAGCUUUGGGAGUGUUUGUGAAAAAGUUUUAUUUCCUGUUACAUGUACAUAAUUAAAUGAAAAUUCUUCAUAAAAAGUUUGAAAAACUGAAUUGUGGUUAUAAAACUAAUUUUUUUUUGCUUAAGGAAGAAAGCUGUGAUAGGUUUCAAGUUUGCUUUUUAAUCUUUUACUCUGCUCCAGUUCUCACUGAAAAGUCAGCAGAUCUGCAUUUCAGCUCUGCUGGUAGCCUGGCUGCCUGUUUUUAAAAUUCCAUCAUGAAUUUAGCAGGUUGGCGUGGGAAGUCUUCCGCUAGAAUAGAGUGGAAGGAGCACUAUUGUUUCUUUGCUUUUAUUGCCAAGAGGUGCUUGUUUUAGAAGUGUGUUCAAUAAAAUGAAUUUCUGAAGUUAGAAGUGUUCUUAAGUUGAUAUUUGCUCUCUUGGUCUUAGUAGCCCUGUUCUCUGAAAUUUGCCUUCAGGACUUGGCUGUCUGUUGCAUUUGUAUAUCAUUGCAGACACAGUAUUGUGUGUGUAUAUGUGCACCAGCAUCAAACAUUGUGCAUCUUGGAAGGGAAGAAGCAUGUUCCAGUCCUAAAAUGCAGUAACCAGAGUCAUUAUUUUAAAUCCUUAAAGUUAGAAUCUAGCAAAUUUUCUGUAGUGCAGAAUAUGUUUAUUGUUGUUUUUGUAUUUGAAUGGUAUACUGUUCUGCCUCUCCUGCAGCGUGUAUCAUCUCAUUGACUGUGAAUCUGUAUAUUAUUCUAAUGGAUACACAAUGAUCUUUUCUCUUAUGAGGUAUCUUCAUUUAAUGCACUAUCCAGAAAUAGCCAUGUGUCAGAGUCUUUCUCUGUAUGACGAACUACAUGGAAAAGACUUUUCGUGGACAUAAUUCAAACAAACCUGUUAAGUUACUUCAUUAUAAGAAGAAUGUUAUAUGGAUAUCACCAAAUAUUUUGCAACUUUAUUUCACCUGACAUGGAACUGAACAUCAAUAUAGGAAAUCUUUCAUGAGAAAAUGAAAAAAGAAGAAAACAGAAGCAAAGAGAACCAUGACACUUCACAUUUUAAACUAUAGUUCGACUUAGAUUAGGGGGAGGGAGAGAAUGGAUUUGGUGCUGAGUUCAUUGGAAAGUGGCAGCAUUUGCAGUAGUAUACCAGCUUGGAUGGUUGGCCCUGACAUGCUUACCUGGGAGACUUGGGUUUUGUUGAUAAAAUCGGGGGUGCUGCAGAAAGUCCUCCUUGACUGAUGUGUGUGGCCAGGCUUAGGUGGAGGGCUACUGUGUGUAGGUGAGCCAGGAAUCGUGGUCAGCCUGCUCAGAGUGCUUGCUUUGUUCGACCUCAGUCAGCCUCACAGCGACUUUUGCUCCGUGUUUCUGCUUUCGUGUUACAGCCCUCUCUAAAGUUCGCCCUCUGUCCACUGAAGCAGUGAAGGAAGAAAGCAGAGAGAAGCAGCCCCUUGGACUCCAAAGGAAGGUGGAAAAUUCAAGGCUGUACUCUGGUUGAGGAUGUAAAACUGGUUUACUAUAUAUUUUUUUCCUUUGAAUUAAAACCCAGAGUGUCUUUUUUGUGUAAGUUUUUUCUUGCUAGGCCAGAUUUAGCUUUAUUCGUAGAGUAUUUGUUCUCACCUACCACCUCAAACACCUACGUGGCAUUUAGGCUUCACACAGGGUUUGAACAGUGCGGACGUUGCUCUAGAGCAGGGGUGGGGAACCUUUUUCCUGCCGAAGGCCAUUUGGAUGUUUAUAACAUCACUCGAGGGCCAUACAAAAUUAUCACCUUAAAAAUUUGCCUG